Periophthalmus magnuspinnatus is the source of this 3089-nucleotide messenger RNA. RefSeq names its product protein phosphatase Slingshot homolog 3. The transcript has 17 exons. The coding region runs from base 264 to 2108 and encodes 614 amino acids. Gene Ontology annotation, cellular component: cytoplasm. Gene Ontology annotation, biological process: negative regulation of actin filament polymerization; actin cytoskeleton organization; protein dephosphorylation. NCBI's taxonomy places the organism in Eukaryota, Metazoa, Chordata, Actinopteri, Gobiiformes, Gobiidae. Gene Ontology annotation, molecular function: protein tyrosine/serine/threonine phosphatase activity; actin binding. The record is from RefSeq and is a predicted model, not a curated record.
AGUCUCGUAGUCGUCUGCAUUUUCCUUGUUGCUGCUGAGGCUCUGCCCAGCCCGUCCUCAAUUUGGCUUUGCGCAGAAAAUGUAAGAUCUCGAGCUUUGAAAGCGACAGUGCAUGAAAUAUGAGCUGCUCCCCCCGUCGCACGGAUUAUUAAAACGGACUAAUAAAGACGAAGCGAUCUGCCUCAUUGCUCCAGGAGCUGAGGAACCUGCAGGUCUUGUCUGGGCCUGUUCACCACUGCAGGGUUUGAGACUGGGACUGUGCUAUGGCUCUGUUGACUCUGCACCGGGCCCCAUCAAUCUCCACGUCUCCAGAUGACACUUUACAAAGAAGAGGAAGGCUUCAAAAAAGGGAGAGUUUUGCCUUGGUAAAGGGUGCUGUCCUUCUGAUUGAAGAUGAGCCAAGGGAAGGGGAUUCAUCUCCCCCUCUCACGUCUCCAACAAAACAGAAUGACACAGUGUCCAACGCACGACACAGACAACUGCAUGCAAUGGUUGAGCUGCUCCGACCAGAGGACACCAUUAAACUGGCUGUCCAGCUGGAGUCAGUCAGUCCUGUUAGAAUCAGGUACCUGAUCAUUGUAUCCACUCUGGGAAACAAAGACGAAAGCAUUCUUCUGGGCAUGGACUUUCCCAAUGCAGACAGUGAUCAGUGCACCAUUGGCCUGGUUCUGCCCAUAUGGAGUGACACGCAGGUGUAUUUGGAUGGAGAUGGCGGCUUUAGCGUAGCCUCAGCUGUGGAGACGAGAAUAUUCAAACCCGUGUCAAUGCAAACUAUGUGGUCUGUGCUGCAGGCGUUGCAUGGAUGCUGUGAGCGGGCAGUGAAAGCAUCGCUGAUUCCGGGAAAUGGGCUGGAGUGGGCCGAACAUUACCAGCAACACAUCGAGUCUGACCGCUUCUGUUUAAAUGAAUGGGAGGCAAUGGAUGACCUGGAGUCAGUCAGGAAGGAUAGCAGUGGAUCAAGUUCUGAAGACAGGCUUUGCAAAGAGAAACUCAUCAAGGAUCACCUCAGAGACAUCAUGAUGACUGAAGACCUGGACAACCUCACAUGCCGAAUGAUACAUAAUGCUCUCAACACCAGACUUGGCUUCGACAUCAGACCCUUCAAAGAGUACAUUGACAAUGAAAUCCUCGUCACCCUGGCUCAGAUGGAUAAACCCUCUGAAAUCUUUGACUACCUUUAUUUAGGCUCCGAGUGGAAUGCAGCAAACUUGGAAGAGCUGCAGAAAAACAAUGUUGGGUAUAUUCUGAAUGUGACCAGAGAAAUCGACAACUUCUUCCCUGCAUCAUUCACUUACAUGAACAUCAGAGUGUAUGACGUAGAGGAGACUGACCUGCUGUCGCACUGGCUUGAUACAUACAACUUUAUCAACAAUGCUAGAAAAAGUGGACAGGCAGUGUUUGUACACUGUAAAAUGGGAAUAUCCCGCUCUGCUUCCACUGUGAUUGCCUAUGCCAUGAAGCAGUAUCAAUGGCCUCUAGAUGCUGCAUUGGCCUAUGUCAAAGAACGACGGUCCAUCAUCAAACCCAAUGAAGGCUUUAUGAAACAGCUACAUACCUACAGCGGCAUCCUUAUCGCAAGCCAACAACGUCAUAGUACUCUCUGGAGACGAAAAUCAAGAGACCAAAGACAAAAAUCUAUUGCCAAAGGGGCAAAGAAUGAGAAGCAAAGCCAAGGAGAGGGAGACAAAGAAGAUGAAGUAGACGAGGAUGUUGAUGAAGAUGAUGUAGAGAGUGGUGAGGAAGACGAUUCAAGCUGUUCAGAUGAUGACAAUGAAGAGGUUUUUCAAGAUUAUGGUAACAGUUCGAAGACUUCGGAGUCUACAGAAAAUGAAACUUCAGACACUAACCCUGCAAUCACAGUCAGUGAGCCUGGCAAGGUUAUCCCUAGUGUUAAUCGCAGUGGCAGGAUGAACCUCUUCUCGCUCAUGCAGUCUAUUAGUGAACUAGAGGAUGACCAGGCAGGAAGUGAAAAACUUCCAAGCAGUCCCCGGCGCUCUCCUGGACAGAGGAGGCGGAGUAACAGUCGACGAGGCUUGACUCAUCAGAGAGAGUGUGUGGAUGUUUCACCUGAGCCACGAAGCCUUCAAGACGCUAGACAAAGUCAGUAGCAGGUUUUGAGAACAUAAAAAGAAAGCUACAACAAGAGAAGACAUUUUAGAUUUAAGGCAUGCCACAACUGAGAGUACUUAAAAAAAAUAUUUGAUUUUGAUUUUAAAAGUUAUCCAAUCUGAAUCUCUAAAUAUUUAUCAGGUUAUUUGUUUUAUCUGCAGUAUUUUGAAGGCUGGGUGUGUGUAAUAGCUGAGAUAGGUGUUCCUAAUUUAUAGUAAAUGUCUGUCUGAUCCUCCAUGAAGGACUUGUAUCUGUCAUAAUCUUUCUUUACACUUCAAAAUAUCUAUGCAAUGUCAAACUGCAGUGUAACUAUACGCUGUCAGUCAAACAACUAAUGAGAAUUUAUUUCUGUCUUGAUCAUGACCCUACUAAGUGCAUUAAAGGCAAAGUUUAGGCCAGUUUUAUGGCACAGGCCUGUUGCCAAAUCAUAUGUUCAAAUAUGCCAAGAAUUGUUUUGAAAUGUAGUAUUUUCAGACUAAGAAACAAUGACAAAAUGUCCUGGCCACAAGUGCCUUCAGCUGAAAAUGGUGAAACUAAAAUGUGUGGCUGUAUUAUGGUAAUUACAGGUAUACUGUAUCUUUGUUUAUUGCAUGUCUGUAUCUGGGCCAGCUGUCUGUAUUUUUUUGGGAUGCAUGCUAUGUGUUAUGAGGACAAACUUGAGUCUUCUAUAUUGAUAUAGUAUCUCACAGAUGGGAGUAAAUUAUUAAUUCACUGCUUUUUAUCAGUUGAUGUGGAGUAUUUUAGAUUCAUGCUGGUUCUUUUCUUUCAGUCAUAUCUGAUUCUUUUAGUUUGCAUGCUCACCAUGCACUUUAUUGUGUUCAACAUCACACUGUACCCACUGCCUGAGCCAAUACCACGCUGUACAUUAUUGAUUGUCUUUCUGCAUCUCACAAGCACCCUGAGGGAUGAUAAUUUAUUUUACGCUUUAUAAAUGUCCCUUCUACAUUACCAAGUGUGAGAAAUAAACAAUUUAUAAUAAA